AUGUCCGUGGCAACAUUGAACGAUGUUUUCAAAGAAGUCGAAAAUUUCACGCGGUUUCAACGGAUCCUAGGCAUGUCUUCUUUGGUAUACUCUAAUGGCAAACUCAAGAUAUCAAGAAGUUGGCUAAUUGUAAGCUUCGUCAGCAUCAGUGCUAAUUUAGUUAUCUCCAUAUACACGCUUCGCUUGUUCCGUUCUAAACUCGAUUACAACAGCUGGUACUGCUAUCUGACAAUUCUUUAUUAUACUGCCGCGGUAUUUUGCAUUGUGGCCUCCUGGAUCCGAAGUAACUUCAAUGUGGACACCUUGAACAUGUUCCUGUCCAGGAUGAGAACCGUGGACUUGCAGAUGCUCUCCCUUGGAAUGGAGAUACCUCCUACCAAACCUAGCAAGGUUACGAUCUUUAUUUACAUCCUGAUGACUGUUGCAUUCUUUAUCAAAGCUCCAAUAAUGCCUCCAUAUAUGAACUCUAUCCAACUUCUUAUAUUUUAUGCGCCAUACGUUUUCAUCGUUUCGAUUGAGGACAAUGUAGACAGGAUUGAUUCCUUACUUCGGCUUCGUUUCGAUGCCAUCAAGAAGCAUCUACUAGAGUGUUUUGAAAUGGACAGGAAAAACGCUGUUAAAGUUUUGGAAACACUGGUCCUCUGCCACGAUCAUCUUAGCAAUGCUUCAGAGGACGUUGACGAAUAUCUUUGGAUCCAAGUAACUUCGGUAUUGGCUGUGUUUUUUAUUGCAUCGUUUUGUGAUACUUAUUCUGCCUUACUUUUGUACAGAAAUGAAACGUUGCCAUAUAAGGGAUUGUUCCUGACAGAAAUAUUUAUAUGGAUAGUGGUUAUCAUCGCUAUCAUAUGGCGAGUUUGUCAUCAGUUUGCUUCCAUCAGCACUGAGGUUUAUUUCAGCAGCUGGUACUGCUAUCUGAAAAUCCUUUAUUAUACGGUUUCGGCGUUUUGCAUUGUCGUCUCCUGGAUCCGAAGUAAUGUUAACGUGGACCUAUUGAACAUUGCCUUGUCCAGGAUGAGAGCCGCGGACUUGCAGAUGUUGUCCAUUGGAAUGGAGAUGCCUAUAAGCAAACCUAGCAGAGUGACUUUCUUUCUUUACACCAUGAUGACUAUUGGAUUCUUCCUCAAAAUCCCCAUAAUGCCUUCAUUCUUUAGCUGUUUCCGACUAUUCAUACUCUACUCCCCGUACGUUUUCAUAAUUUCAAUCGAAGACUACAUCGACAAGAUCGAUUCAUUACUUAGCCUUCGUUUCGAUGCCAUCACAAAGCAACUACUACAGUGUUUCGAAAUGGAUAGGAAAAAUAAUGUUAAAGUUUUAGAAACAUUGACACUCUGCCAUGAUCACCUUUGCAAUUCCUCAAAGAUCGUUGACGAAUACUUUUGGGUUCAUGUAACAUCGAUGUUGGCCCUAGUUUUCCUUUCAUCAUUUUGUGAGGUUUACGCAGCAUCAGUUUUGUACAAAGAUGAAACUUUGGCCAAUAAGGGAGUGAUCCUGAUGGAAAAAGCUGUGUGGAUUUUGAUUAUCUUCACUGUCAUUUGGCGAAUAUGUCAUCAGUUUGCUUCCAUCAGUACUGAGGACGAUAUUUCGGAACCUGUUGUCAAGCCUCUAAAUGAUACUUUUUGUUGGAAGUCAUUGGGUUUUCCAGCAGGAUUCCGCUCCAGCUCACAAGGCCUGGUGAACUCAGCAGUGGCUGCAAAAGAACAUUACAGAGUUCAUCUCUGCCUCGGAUUGGGCCUCAGGAAGUCCUGA
Messenger RNA from Nezara viridula (southern green stink bug), 1746 nucleotides. NCBI's taxonomy places the organism in Eukaryota, Metazoa, Arthropoda, Insecta, Hemiptera, Pentatomidae. The record is from the annotation of a GenBank genome assembly.